AUGACUUUUUUUUAUGUAAGAAUAUUAAAUGUUGCAAUAGUAAUAUGCUUAUGUUUAUUCAAUUAUAAAGAUAAUGCUACAAAGUGGAAGAAAGAAAUACAAUGUUGUAAAAAUAAUUUAAACUUUUUAUCAUUUAAGAGAUGCUUAUUACAACAUGUAGUUGAAGAGAAUAUUGAAAGGAAAGGCUCAUCUGUUGUUUUAUUAAAAGAGAAAAAAAAUGAACAGGGACGAAAAAAAAAAAUAAAAAAGACCAAGAGGAUUAAACCAAAAAAUGAAAAUAAUAAAAAUAAUAUUGUGUUAAAAAAUUUAAGUGAUAAAGAAAUAAAUGAACAAGAAAAUAUGACUAACGAAAGAGUAGAGAAUAACAAUAUAAAUGAUAAAGAAGUUGAGAAUAACAAUAUAAAUGAUAAAGAAUUUGACAAUAUUUCAAAUAAUAUAAAGAUGGAAGAAAAAUAUAUAAUAUGUAAAGAUAUAAAUUCAAACGAAAUAAAUGACAAUCAAAAGAUUCAAGAAAUAAAAGAAAAAUUAGUAAAGGAUUUAUUGAAAAAUAAAAACAAAGAAAUAAUUAAAAAAAUAGAAAUAAUUAAUUCAGAUGGUACUAUGACAAAAAUUAAAAAUUCACUAUAUAGUUUAAUAUUUAAAGGGGUUAAUUUUUGGAAGGGCCUAGCAAUAUAUAUAGGUGCAUUGUCAGGUGCUGCAAUAGCUCAAGUGAUUUUAACUUUUAUUUUGAAAUUUGCCAUUAUUUAUUCUUGGAGUGCCUUGGCAACAUAUUCGUUUAUUUCUACAAUUAUAGCAUCUAGUAGUUUUGUAGGAUUAAUAAUAUUAACCAUUAUUGGUGUUAUUUUUCUUCUCAUGUGGUUGUGGCCAUCAAGAGGGAAAUUGAUGGGUCAUAAUAAUAGAGAAGAUAAAAGUGAUACAUAA
Messenger RNA from Plasmodium gaboni, 921 nucleotides. Its product is annotated as exported protein (hyp5, exported protein family 4). The record is from RefSeq and is a predicted model, not a curated record. Lineage: Eukaryota; Apicomplexa; Aconoidasida; Haemosporida; Plasmodiidae. Bases 1 to 921 code for a protein of 306 amino acids. The transcript is spliced from 2 exons.